AUGACGGACUACGCAGUCGAAGUUACAGACCUCACUUACCGUUUUAAAGAGAGCCCUGAACCAGCCGUCGAGAAUAUCAACUUAAAGGUUCCCUGGAACACAAGAACUCUGGUUGUUGGUGCUAAUGGUGCAGGUAAGUCGACACUACUGAAGCUGCUCAGUGGUAAGCAUUUAUGCCUAACUGGGAAUAUCAAAGUUAAUGGCCUCGACCCAUUCAGUCCGCUUUCAAUGACUACUUCAAUAGACAAUACUCUCAUUGAGAAUGACGAUGGUUUUGGAAAUAAAGGUGAAUGUCAGGUAUCCACAUAUUUAGGUACAGAAUGGUGCCAUAUGAGCAUUAUUAAUAGAGACAUAGGAGUACUUGAACUAUUGGAUAGCAUUGGUUAUCAGUUUUUCAAGCAGAGGGGUGAUAGACUUAUUGAUAUUCUGGAUAUCGAUGUCAAUUGGAGAAUGCAUCGUUUGAGUGAUGGUCAAAAGAGACGUGUUCAACUAGCAAUGGGACUUUUAAAGCCUUGGAGAGUGCUCUUACUGGAUGAGGUAACAGUUGACCUGGAUGUUAUUGCACGCAUGCGUCUAUUAGAUUUUUUGAAGUGGGAAACAACUAAUAGAAAGUGUUCAGUAGUGUACGCAACACAUAUUUUUGACGGUUUGGCUGCUUGGCCCGAUUAUGUCUUACAUAUGCAAAGUGGGAAAAUAGUCUCAAAAUUAGACUAUAAGAACGAUGUUACAUUCUGCAAUGCCAAAGAGGACUCAGAAGCCAAUGGCAAAGUAAUUGUUAAGGAGAACGGUCAGAAACUGGAUGUGAUCCGUCUAAAUAGUUUACACCCAUUAGCAAUUCACUGGCUACAAGGAGACCAUUCCAAGAUAUCACCAGGGUUGUCAUAA
Nakaseomyces glabratus is the source of this 885-nucleotide messenger RNA. RefSeq names its product putative ATP-binding cassette family ATPase CAF16 (gene CAF16). NCBI's taxonomy places the organism in Eukaryota, Fungi, Ascomycota, Saccharomycetes, Saccharomycetales, Saccharomycetaceae. The record is from RefSeq and is a predicted model, not a curated record. Gene Ontology annotation, molecular function: ATP binding; ATP hydrolysis activity.